ACAGACCUAUUUUGGACUAGUUAACGCUCCGUGACUUGGAAUCAUUUGACAAGAAGAGGAUUGUUAUUGUAAAAUGUCAAUGUACAAAAUAUAAAUUUGCCUUAUAAAGUGAUAUGUAUAGUAUUCUAGUUUAGAUCACCUAAAAAUACGGACUACAGACUCGUUUUCGGAGGGUUUACUAUUGAACCGUGUUGCUGAGUGUGGGGUGUUGUGACCCCCCCCCCCCCCAGCUGUGUAUGGGACCAGGCCCCCAGGUCCUCUCCACUCAGACUGAGCGAGUGAAACCAUGAGCUCUAAGGGGGGCGGCACCGCACUGACCCGACGCAACUACAGACUGGCCUCCGACAUGGACAAACCCAGAACCACCGGUAUUAUCAAUGAGAAGCUGCUGAGUGACUACCUGCAUCGUGUGUUCCCCACCGUCAGCAGGCAGGGGCCCGCAGUGGCCUCCAUAAGGAAGCCGCUGGGCUUUCAGGACCUGGGAGCCCACCUGGACAGACUGCUGCUGGAGGGAGAGCCCACAGAGGACAGCAAAGACCAGACCCUGGAGGGCCGUCUGGGGCCCCUCACCGUGGUUCUGGACCACACCAGCGGCUUCGAGGGCCUGCUCUUCGUAGACGACGAUCUACUGGGGGUGAUCGGACAUAGCAACUUCAGCUCAAUCAGAGCCACCACCUGUGUUUACAAAGGGAAGUGGGCGUACGAAGUCCUCAUCUCUUCUCAGGGCCUGAUGCAGAUUGGAUGGUGCACUCUGAACUGCAGAUUCAACCAGGAGGAGGGCGUGGGCGACACCCCAGAUUCCUAUGCCUACGACGGGAACCGGGUACGCAAGUGGAACGUGACGACCACCAACUACGGCAAGUCAUGGGCGGCAGGUGAUAUUGUCAGCUGUCUCAUAGAUCUGGAUGAGGGCACCAUUACAUUCUGUUUAAAUGGCCAAUCUCUGGGCACAGCCUUCAGCGAUAUCAAGAUGGGUCCUGGUGUCGCCUACUUCCCUGCAAUCAGUCUGUCCUUCAAAGAGUCGGUGGCGUUCAACUUCGGCAGCCGCCCUCUCCGGUACCCAGUGGAGGGCUACCUUCCCCUGCAGAACCCCCCCACUGCCGACCUGCUCAAGGCCCAGAAGCUCCUGGGCUACAUCAAGACCAUCCUGUCCACCACCAUAGACACACAGGAGGAGAGGCUGGUGGAGACAGAAUGCUCGUCCUGGAAGCUCCACGGAGAGCCCACCAUCCUGGUGACCCUGGCACACAUAUUCAACCACUUUGCCCCGCUCAUGUGUAAAGUGUACCUGGUGGAGGAUGUUCUCAUGAACUUCCUGCUGGGGAUCCUGGAGGGCGGGGGGUCAGUCGAUGAGCACCCCCUGAUCCAGCAGCUGCUGGACCUUUUCUGGCUGCUCAUGGAGGACUAUGAAGUGAACGAGUGUCUAAAGCAGCUGAUGAUGUCUCUGCUGAGGGCCUAUCGCUUCUCCCCCAUCAUCCCAGACCUGGGCUUCCAGAUCCAUUACCUACGUCUGACCACGGCCAUCCUGCACCACGAGAAGUCCAGGAAGUAUCUCCUCAGCAAUGUAUUGUUCGACGUACUUCGCUCCGUAGUGUUCUUUUACAUCAAGACGCCGCUGAGGGUGAAGGAGGCGGGGCUUGAGGAGCUCAUCCCCACCACCUGGUGGCCCACUUGCUUCGACAAAGAGGGGAAGGAUGAGAGGGAGCCGAAAGACGAGAGCGCCGACGAGAGACUGAGGAGGCGGGCCUACGAGAGAGGCUGCCAGAGACUCAAGAAGAGGAUCGAAGUGGUGGAGGAGCUCCAGGUUCAGAUCCUCAGACUGAUGCUCAACAACAAGGACAAAGGCACGGGCGAAGCUUCUAGAUACAUCUUCCUUAAUAAGUUCCGUAAGUUCCUGCAGGAGAACGCCAGCAACAGAGGGCACCCCACGGCGCUGUGUCCUCCAGAGUACAUGGUGUGUUUCCUGCAUCGCCUGGUGACGGCAGUGAGGAGCUACUGGGACGAAGGCAAGAGGAUGAAUCCUGGCUGUGUGAGCAGUGAGGAAGCCUAUGUUCCUCCCCAGUUGUUCUACAAUGGGAAGGUGGACUACUUCGACCUGCAGAGACUAGGAGGCCUGCUCUCCCACCUGAAGAAAACCCUGAAAGAUGACCUGGCGUCUAAAGCCAACAUCGUCAUCGACCCUGCCGAGAUCCAGGCCUCCUCCAUGGAUGAUCUGGAUGAGGACGAGGAAAGCGGAGCAGCUCAGAGGCCGUUCGGCGCAGCGGCCAUGGGCGGGGCGCUGGCUCGUCCCAGCUGGCUGAGCUCUCCCACGCUGGGCCGCGCCAACCGCUUCCUCAGCACGGCCGCCGUCAGCAUCAUGACCCCCCGGCGACCCCUGGCGCCCCCCGAAAAGGUCAAGAUCCGCACCCUGGCCGUGGAACAGCGCACGGAGGAAGACAUUGAGGGAAGCCAUGGAAACGAUGGCCUGUUGCUGGGGCGACCGCUAGAAGAGCCUGACGAGCCAAUCACAGAGAAGUCGCUGCUGGAGAUUCUGGAUGGUAUUGUGAUGAUGUACAACCUGAGUGUCCAUCAGCAGCUAGGCAAGAUGGUGGUGGUGGCAGAUGAUGUCCACGAGUACGCCAUAGCACUGAAGGACACGGAGGAGAAGAUUGCUCGCUGUCCCAGCAAGAGAGCUGACAUCAUGGAGGAGCUGCAGAAGAGCCAGAAGGUGUUCGCUGAGAAGCUGAACCACCUGAGCCGAAGGCUGGCCUGGAUCAACGCCACCAUCUACUCCAAGGAGAAGAUGCUGGAUGUGUACUGGCUGCUGAGGGCGUGUAUUCGCACCGUGGAGCACGCAGAUAAUACGGGCUCGCUGUUUGCCUUCGCUCCCGAGUUCUACCUCAACGUGGCCAUGAACAGCUACAGCGCCCUCAAGAACUACUUCAGUCCCUCCAACUGCAUGGACCAGCUGCCAGGUUACGAGGAAACCUUGACUCAGCUCGCUGCUAUCCUCGCCAAGCACUUUGCAGACCCUCGCAUCGUCGGGACAGACAUCAAAGACUCCCUGAUGCAGGCCCUGGCCAGUUACGUCUGCUACCCACAAUCCCUCAGGGCGGUGGAGAGGAUCCCGGAGGAACAGCGAGUGGCCAUGAUGAGGAACCUGCUGGCUCCUUAUGAGCAGAGACCCUGGGCUCAGACCAACUGGAUCCUCGUACGACUGUGGAGGGGCUGUGGGUUUGGUUACCGGUACACCAGGUUGCCUCAUCUGCUAAAAACCAAACCUGAAGAUGCCAACCUGCCCAGUCUGCAGAAGCCCUGUCCGUCGUUGCUGCUCCAGCGACACAUGGCAGAGCUGCUGAGUCAGGAUAAGGAGAUGGCCGCCAGCUUCCUGAACAGCGUCCUCAACCAGCUCAACUGGGCCUUCUCUGAGUUCAUAGGCAUGAUCCAGGAGAUUCAGCAGGCAGCAGAGCGCCCAGAGAGGAACUUUGUGGACACGCGGCAGCUGAAGGUGUGUGCCACCUGCUUCGACCUGUCUGUCAGCCUGCUGCGGGUGCUGGAGAUGACGGUUACCUUGGUACCAGAGAUCUUCCUGGACUGGACACGCCCCUCCGCCGAGCUCCUACUGAGACGAUUGGCUCAGUUGUUGAACCAGGUGUUGAACAGGGUGACUGCAGAGAGAAACCUGUUUGACCGUGUGGUCAACCUUCGUCUACCAGGUCUGGAGAGUGUGGACCACUACCCCAUCCUAGUGGCAGUGACGGGGAUCCUGGUUCGAAUCCUGGUGGACGGAGAGAAACCAGGGUAAGACUGGACCUAGAACUCCUCUGGGGAACUGCACUAAGAGAACACACACACAGAGAACACACACACAGAGAACACACACACACACGGAACAAAACACACACACACGGAACAAAACACACACACACACACAUGGAACAGAACACACACAGUGCUGUAGAGCUGGGUGAUUAUCUGGCUGGCUGGAAGAGAGAGCGGUAGUUGGAGAGAGAUCACGCCAGAGGCUCCAACCACACAGGCUCAAAUCAAGAUGUAGCAGAUCAUAAGCAGAAGGCGGCCCAAACAUCUGUCUUCAUAACCACCUGACCUGACAGGAGAAUGUGCUGUUUGGGUGCCAGGGGAGCCUGGCUCCGGUGACUCUGGUCUUAACUUGACAAUACUGCUACAUCACAGAAGGAGCGCAGACAGAAAAGGAGGAGGAGGAGAGGUUAAACAAGUUAAAGAGAGAGGGGAGUGGAGGAUGAACGGAGGAGAGAAGAGAGGGGUGAGGAACACCUGCUCUAUUUUCAGAGUGGGAGUGAGACGGCUUUUGAGAAUAGGCUGACGAUAUCCGGCUCAGUCUUCCAAUUAGGCCCUGAUUGGGAGGGCUGCGUCUACACUGACACACUGCCACCAGUGUUAGAGGAGGUGCUGAUGAAAGGAGAACAAAUCUAAUUGAAAAUAGAAGUCACACUGUAUUCUUGCACUCAAACAUUUAAUGAGGAGGGUUGAGAGACCUCACCCCCCUCAUCUCUCUCUCCUUCUCUCUCCCACUUCCUGCUUUACCUCU
Molecule: messenger RNA, 4549 nt
Organism: Hypomesus transpacificus
Lineage: Eukaryota; Metazoa; Chordata; Actinopteri; Osmeriformes; Osmeridae
Product: E3 ubiquitin-protein ligase RNF123
Exons: 35
Coding region: 287-3784 (1165 amino acids)
Cellular component (GO): cytoplasm
Molecular function (GO): protein binding; ubiquitin-protein transferase activity
Source: RefSeq, a predicted model, not a curated record